UUAUUUGUCGUGUUUUUUGUAAAAAAAAAACAUUUUUUAAAAACGAAACAAACAAAAUAACACAAAAAAAACUAUAUUUAUAUGAUUUAUUUAGAGGGAUCUGGAUAGUCUUGCACCUUGAUACCUGAAACAAACCAUAUGACAGCAAAGCUGCGAGCUACUAGGAAUGGACGCUCCCAAAGACUAUUAUAUACGCACCUCCAUUAUGAUGCAUCGUUCCAGAAUAUUUGGAAAAGCACCAACACAGAAUAUGAAUAUGGAAUAAACAUAGCUACGGAUCAAACCUAAAAUAACUGUUUUAUCAACCAACUUUAUUUGAAAGCAAUUUCUACAUAUAAAUGCCUGAAAUGGAAACUAUAUCCAUAGCAUACAAGUCAGGGAACCCCAGGCUCCAAAGUGACAGAGGCCUAGAGGUCAAGUCUCUGGUAUCCAGGGGUAACAGCAAAGCAACACCUCCAUCAAAGGGAAAAGCCGCUCACAGGGCUACUGCUGACCUGUACCACACCCCAAAGUCCCAAAAGGCUAAAGUCCUAUAUGAGUCCAUCUUGCUUGUUGACUCCAGCAACCGCAAUGAAAUCAGGAUGAUCCUGAGGAUGAUUGGCUUCCCCCUGACAGAGAAGCAGCUGAAUAACAUAAACAAACAAGAAAUUAAAUUAUUGGAAGAUAUCAAAAAUAAAGACAUUAAAAGAAAGGAGCUGAAAAAGAAAUGGAGCCAGCUGCAGAGGCCUAAAUGGAUCCUCAAGCUUAUCAAGCUGCGACAGGGGACAAAACCCGUCCGUGGCAGCAGCGGACUGAAGACAACAGCCAGCCAUAGUGAAGGGGGCUCUGCCCAUACAUCAGAUAAGGCGACAAGCAACAAGGGGCAAAAGAGAACAGCCAGCCAUAUGAAAGGAGAAAGCAGCUGUACCUUAGAGGCAUCUAGAAGGGGACAGAAGAGAUCAGCCAGCCAGAUGGAACAAGUAGAACUCAACUCAUUCAUACGCUUCUUCAAUAUCCCUCCCAACCAGAAGAAGUUGAGAGUCACUGAUAUUUACUCAUAUGUAUUUGCACCCAGCCACAUAGCCGAUCACACAUAUGCACGCAAGAAUAGUUCCUAACAUAAAGAUUGCAACAAUAUAAAGUUGGUAAAAUAAAAUGUGACAUAACAGUCAUCAGUCAGUGUGUUUUGGUUCACUAUUCUUAGCAACAACAGCCAGAGAAAGCUACCCUUUGGACAUGUAAUUGAGUCAUGUAACCAUUCUAGAGCUAUACUGCAGAUAAA
Molecule: messenger RNA, 1261 nt
Organism: Oncorhynchus mykiss (rainbow trout)
Lineage: Eukaryota; Metazoa; Chordata; Actinopteri; Salmoniformes; Salmonidae
Source: RefSeq, a predicted model, not a curated record